CUAGAAGAAAAAAAAAAAUGGCUCCUCUUUCUCUUUUGCUUCUGAUCAUUUCCAUCUUUAUUCUAUCUUCAACUCUUGCUUUCUCCUCACCAGUACAAGACCCUGAUCUUGUUGUACAAGAAGUACACAGGAGCAUCAAUGCGUCGAGGAGGAACUUGGGGUAUUUAUCCUGUGGAACCGGCAACCCAAUUGACGAUUGCUGGCGGUGCGACCCGAACUGGGCCAAGAACCGGCAGAGGUUAGCAGAUUGUGCCAUUGGGUUUGGAAAGCAUGCAAUCGGAGGAAGAAAUGGUGCCAUCUACAUGGUGACUGACUCCGGUGACGAUGACCCAGUGAACCCCAGGCCGGGGACUCUACGGCAUGCCGUGAUACAAGAUGAGCCGUUGUGGAUUAUUUUCCAAAGAGACAUGGUUAUCAAGCUGAAGGAAGAGCUAGUGAUGAACUCUUUCAAGACCAUUGAUGGAAGGGGUGCGAGCGUCCACAUUGCAGGAGGGCCAUGCAUCACCAUACAUUAUGUGACAAACAUCAUCAUCCAUGGCAUCAACAUUCAUGAUUGUAAGCAAGGAGGACGCGCCAUUAUAAGAGACUCCCCUCAACACUCCGGCUGGUGGACCGUGUCGGACGGCGAUGGGGUGUCCAUCUUUGGAGGGAGGCAUGUAUGGGUGGACCAUUGCUCGUUGUCUAACUGCCAUGAUGGUCUCAUUGAUGCCAUCCAUGGAUCCACGGCCAUCACCAUCUCCAACAACUACAUGACCCAUCAUGACAAAGUCAUGCUUUUAGGCCACAGUGACUCGUAUACACAAGACAAGGACAUGCAAAUCACUGUUGCCUUUAAUCAUUUUGGAGAAGGGCUAGUACAGAGGAUGCCGAGGUGUAGGCAUGGUUAUUUUCAUGUGGUGAACAAUGACUACACUCACUGGGAAAUGUAUGCAAUUGGAGGGAGUGCUUCGCCGACAAUCUACAGCCAAGGCAAUAGAUUUCUUGCACCCAAUGAGAGGUUCAAGAAAGAGGUGACGAAGCAUGAGGAUGCGCCGGAGAGUGAAUGGAGGCAUUGGAACUGGCGGUCGGACGGGGAUUUGAUGCUGAACGGAGCAUACUUCCUGCAGUCGGGCGCAGGUGCAUCUUCCAGCUAUGCCAGGGCAUAUAGCCUGAGUGCAAGACCAUCGUCUCUGGUGGGUUCAAUGACUACCACCGCUGGUGCACUUAGUUGUAGGAAGGGUUCCCGCUGCUAAUUUAAUAUUAGCUGGAAAUAGUACUACUGUGGGAAUUAGGCAAGAAGAAAGGAUGUGAGAAGACUAUUAAUCCUUUGUUGCCAGCAGUUUACUAUAUAUUUGUAGUUUUCCAGUCACUUAUUUAACCACUUAAGAAGUAAUUAAGAUCU
Molecule: messenger RNA, 1381 nt
Organism: Corylus avellana
Lineage: Eukaryota; Viridiplantae; Streptophyta; Magnoliopsida; Fagales; Betulaceae
Product: pectate lyase
Molecular function (GO): pectate lyase activity
Source: RefSeq, a predicted model, not a curated record